Molecule: messenger RNA, 2907 nt
Organism: Grosmannia clavigera kw1407
Lineage: Eukaryota; Fungi; Ascomycota; Sordariomycetes; Ophiostomatales; Ophiostomataceae
Product: small nucleolar ribonucleoprotein complex subunit
Exons: 2
Coding region: 1-2907 (968 amino acids)
Biological process (GO): maturation of SSU-rRNA
Cellular component (GO): Pwp2p-containing subcomplex of 90S preribosome; small-subunit processome
Molecular function (GO): protein binding; snoRNA binding
Source: RefSeq, a predicted model, not a curated record
AUGGUGAAGUCAUACUUAAAAUUCGAGCACGCAAGGUCCUUUGGCGUUGUGACGGCGAGCACGUCCAACGUUGUGUGGACAGGCCAGCAGCGAUCGGGAACAGGAGCGGGCCAGGCGAUUGUGGCAGCCAACGAAGAUGUGCUCUGCUGGGACAUCAAGAAGGGCGAGCUGGUGAGCCGAUGGCACGACGAGAAGAACAAGGCGCAGGUGACGGCGAUUGCGGAGAGCGAGGUGGACAAGGACAUUGUGGCCGUGGGCUACGAGGACGGCAGCAUCCGGCUGUGGGACGGGCGGCUGGCGACGGUGAUUGUGAGCUUCAACGGGCACAAGUCAGCGGUGACGCACCUGGCGUUUGACAAGGCGGGCGUGCGGCUGGCGAGCGGCUCCAAGGACACGGACGUGAUCGUGUGGGACCUGGUGGCCGAGACGGGGCUGUAUAAACUGCGCGGCCACAAGGACCAGAUUACGGGGCUGCGGUUUGUGGAGCCGGCAGCAGAGGACGAGGAGGAGGAAGCGGCAGCGACAGCGGGCGAGGGCUUUCUCCUGACGACGUCCAAGGACUCGCUGAUCAAGCUAUGGGACCUGUCGUCACGGCACUGCAUCGAGACUCACAUUGCACAGCGCAGCGGAGAGUGCUGGGCGCUGGGGGUGUCGGCGGACCUGAGCGGAUGCAUCACGGCGGGCAACGACGGUGAGCUGCAGGUGUGGGCGAUCGAGACGGCGGCGCUGGCAGCAUCGACACAGCGAGUGGAGGUGACCGGAUCGGACAAGUUUCUGGUGGCGCGCGGCACGCUGCACCGGCAGGCCAAGGACCGGACGGCCGAGAUCACGUUCCACCCGCGGCAGGGCUACUUUGCGGUACACGGGGUAGAGAAGUCGGUGGAGAUCUGGCGGGUGCGGACGGACAGCGAAGUCAAGAAGGCGCUGGCACGGAAGCGGCGGCGAAGGCGAGAAAAGGCGGCAGCGACGGCAGAAAAGGGCGGCGACGUGGACAUGGGCUCAGGGCAGGAGGACGAGGGGGUGUCCUCGGCCGAGAUGGCGGACAUAUUUGCUUUGCACGUGAUGGUACGGACAGCAGGCAAGGUGCGGUCGGCGGACUGGGCUCUGGGCAGCGGGCGGAAGGAGCUGCAGCUGCUGGUGGGGACGACGAACAACCUGCUGGAGCUGUACACGAUAUCGACGCGCAAGGAGCGGGCAUCGAAGAAGGCAGCGGCAGACGAGGAAGAGGCAGCGGCGAGCUACAGCCGAGCGCUGGCGGUGGAGCUGCCAGGACACCGGGCAGACAUCCGGUCGGUAGCGCUGAGCUCGGACGACAAGAUGCUGGCGACAGCGGCGAGCGGCAGCCUGAAGAUCUGGAAUGUGCGGACACAGACGUGCAUCCGGACGUUUGAGUGCGGCUAUGCGCUCUGCUGCGCCUUUCUGCCGGGCGACAAGGUGGUGGUGGUAGGCACGAAGACGGGCGCGCUGGAGCUGUUUGACGUGGCGUCGGCGGCGCUGCUGGACAGCGUGGAAGCGCACACGGGAGCGAUCUGGGCGCUGCAGGUGCACCCAGACGGUCGUUCGGUCGCGACGGGCAGCGCCGACAAGACGGUGCGGUUCUGGGACUUUCGGAUCGUGCAGGAGGCGGUGCUGGGAACGACACGGACGGCACCACGGCUGCGGCUGGCGGCAACGCGCGUGCUCAAGGUGGCAGACGACGUGCUCAGCCUGCGCUUCUCGCCCGAUGCGCGGCUGCUGGCGGUGGCGCUGCUGGACAGCACAGUCAAGGUGUUCUUUGUCGACUCGCUCAAGCUAUUUCUCAACCUGUAUGGGCACAAGCUGCCGGUGCUGAGCAUGGACGUGUCGUACGACAGCAAGCUGAUCGUGACGAGCAGCGCCGACAAGAACGUCAAGAUCUGGGGCCUGGACUUUGGCGACUGCCAUCGCUCGCUGUUUGCGCAUCAGGACAGCAUUCUGCAGGUGGCGUUUGUGCCGCACAACGGCGACGGCAACGGGCACCAUUUUUUCAGCUGUGGCAAGGACCGGGCCAUCAAGUACUGGGACGGCGACCGGUUCGAGCAGAUCCAGCGGCUGGACGGCCAUUUUGGCGAGAUCUGGGCCAUGGCCGUCAGCCACAGCGGCUCGUUUGUCGUCAGCGCGAGCCACGACAAGAGCAUCCGGGUCUGGAACGAGACGGACGAGCAGGUCUUUCUGGAAGAGGAGCGCGAGCGGGAGAUGGAGCUGCUGUACGAAAGCACGCUGGCGACGUCGCUGGAGCGUGAUGCCGACCCGGAGGACGCCGGCUUGGACGGCCAGCCGGCCGAUGUCGGGCUCGCGUCUAAGCCGACCACUGAGACCCUCAUGGCCGGCGAGCGCAUUGCCGAGGCCCUUGAGCUGGGCAUGGCCGACCUUGUCACGCUGCACGAGUGGCGCGAGACCCGUCGUCGCCAGCCCGGCGUCGUCUUGGCGCCGCCGCAACGCCACAUCGUCUUCACGGCUCAGGGCAACCUUUCGGCCGAAGAUCACGUGAUGCGCGUCCUCAACCGCAUUCCUGCUGCCGCUCUGCACGACGCCCUGCUCGUGCUCCCGUUCGCCCAGCUGCCUGCGCUCUUCACCUUUCUUGACCGCUUCGUCCGCCGCGCCAUGAACGUCCCGCUCACCUGCCGCGUCCUGUUCUUUAUGCUCAAGACGCAUCACCGUCAGAUCGUCGCCAGCCGCACCAUGCGCGCGACCAUCGACGGCCUCCGCGCCAGCUUGCGCGCCGUCCUGCAGGAACAGAAGGACCAGAUGGGCCACAACAUGGCUGCGCUGCGCGUCGUCGCCGCCCAGGUGCGCGACCAGGCCGUCAAGAACUACGUCGACGAGACCUGGGAAGACGUCGACCCGGCGCAGAACGCCCGCAAGCGCGGCUUCGUGCAGGUGUCAUAG